AUGAACAAGAAGGUUAUUUUCUUUAUUUAAAUUUUAGGGCUCAUAUUAGCAGCAUCAGAAUACAAUUUCAAUAUUCCUGAUUUCCCUACAUCUACAUUAGACAUGACUUGCACGUGGGUGAAUUGUAACAAAGAAUUGCUUGCAUACUAAAACAAGUUUCCUUCAACUGAUCCCAAUUACUUCACUAACUUUAACAUGAUGAAAUGCACUUCCUACAUGGAUAAAACAGCUAGAUCAUUAUGCUUGAAAACAAUCAAUUUCGAUAGCCAAGUUUAGGAAUUUAAAGAUCUCACUAACUGCAUCUUAAAAAAUUGCUACUAUUCAGAUUGGAAUACAUGCAGAUCCUAAAAUCAAAUUUGCAAGUACUGCACUGACUUUAAAAGUUGUUAAAAUUUCUAGGAUAACACUGACUAUUAAAAUGCAGAUUCUGUUAAAGGAAAUUGCGUUUAAACAGGUGUAGCUUAAAAUUGCUCAUAAUUUCCUGAUAAAAAUGGAAUAGCUUUGUUGGCAUGCACAUCAUAUCAGUAAAGGCUAUGCAGAGAACAAUGGAUAAAAAAUAAUUGGGCUUCUACUUAGGCUUGCUAAUUCUGUGAAAUUGUUGAUUUUACAAAUUAUAGCUCUAGCAAAAUCUUAUCUAUUAUAAGCGCAAUUUUAAUAUUAUUUUCUUUCUUUUGA
Messenger RNA from Tetrahymena thermophila SB210, 675 nucleotides. RefSeq lists its product as hypothetical. The transcript has a single exon. The record is from RefSeq and is a predicted model, not a curated record. NCBI's taxonomy places the organism in Eukaryota, Ciliophora, Oligohymenophorea, Hymenostomatida, Tetrahymenidae.